Messenger RNA from Ceratina calcarata, 6589 nucleotides. RefSeq names its product high-affinity choline transporter 1. The transcript is spliced from 14 exons. The record is from RefSeq and is a predicted model, not a curated record. Gene Ontology annotation, cellular component: plasma membrane. Gene Ontology annotation, biological process: choline transport; transmembrane transport; acetylcholine biosynthetic process. NCBI's taxonomy places the organism in Eukaryota, Metazoa, Arthropoda, Insecta, Hymenoptera, Apidae. Bases 399 to 3062 code for a protein of 887 amino acids. Gene Ontology annotation, molecular function: choline:sodium symporter activity.
UGCUCGCUCCUCGUCUGCGGCACGACCCUCCGGCGGUCCAGCGCGCACGACCCAUCGGCCGAGCGUACGGGACGCUGGAGAGAGCGUAGAUUCAGUCGUACGCCUGGCACCCUCCCGUCGCGCAUCUCUUCUCACGUACGUACGCGAGCGUACGUACGCCGAGCGUGUCGUUGCCCCGUCUUCGUUCCUUUCCAGCUUCUAUGACUCGUUCGACGGUCCGGAGACCGGGGGACGUCUAGAUCCAACAAGAUACCACGUUCUCAUGUGAGAGCUCACAGGUGAAAGAGAAGAACGGGGCGGAGGAGAAACCGAAGAAGGGAUUAACAAUGCGUAAUGCGAGAGCGCGGGUCUGCUGAACUAAACCCACAGGGAGAAGAGGACAGAAGCCAAGGUGAAACAUGGGGGUGUACGUGCUGGGGCUGGUCGGCGUUAUCCUUUUUUACAUAGCAGUACUGGUAGUCGGGAUUUGGGCAGGCGCUACGAAGAAGAAAAAGGCACGCGAUGGACAGGAGUCUAUUAUCCUGGCUAAUCGCAACCUAGGCCCUGUCCUCGGAAUCUUCACUCUCGUCGCCACGUGGGUCGGAGGAGCCUACGUGAACGGCACCGCGGAGGUGAUGUUUACCAGAGGACUGGCCUGGUGUCAAGUGCCCUUCGGCUACAGCCUCAGUCUACUGUUUGGUGCCGUGUUGUUCGUGAGGCCGAUGAGGAAAGCUGAAUAUAUGACGAUGUUGGACCCGUUUCAAGAGAGGUACGGGUCAGGGGUCGGAGGACUGCUCUUCCUUCCUGCGCUCUGCGGUGAUCUGUUCUGGUGCGCUGGUAUAUUGAAGGCUUUGGGCAGCUCGUUGGCGGUGGUGGCUGGCGUCGAUCCGGACGUCAGCAUGAUCGCCUCUGCGCUCUUGGCAGCCGUGUACACGGUUUUCGGUGGGCUGUACUCGGUGGCUUGUACGGACGCGUUGCAGUUGGCUUGCAUCGCGAUCGGUUUAGGAGUAGCUGCGCCGUUCUCGGUGUUCCACCCGGCGGUCUCCUUCGAGAAGAACCUUGCUCCGCAGGAAUGGUUGGGCGAGAUCAAGAACGAAGACCUGGGAGAGUGGGUGGACAACAUGCUGGUGUUGAUAUUCGGCGGUAUACCUUGGCAGGGCUACUUCCAAAGGAUUCUCAGCAUGAGGACCACGAAGAUGACCACGGCUAUAUCGAUUGGGUCGAUGUUCUGCUGUAUGAUACUGGCACUUCCCUCGAUGCUGAUCGGCGUGGUCGCUCGUGCCACCGACUGGUCCUCCAUAGAAGGUUUCAACAGGAGCCUGAUUGCGUACGACGGGAAUGCGGCGUUACCAAUAGUGCUCCGAUACCUGACGCCUGAAUGGGUCGCCUUUGUCGGUUUAGGUGCGAUCUCUGCUGCGGUGAUGUCGUCAGCGGAUUCGAGUAUACUGGCUAGCAGUUCGAUGUUCUCGAGGAACGUUUACAGACUGACCCUCAGGCCAAAGGCAUCGGAGAGAGAACUCAAAUGGAUUCUGCAAAUAUCGAUAAUCAUUUUCACGACCCUGGCAACGGGGAUCGCGCUGACAGUGGACAGCGUUUAUUACCUCUCAAUCUUGUGUUCUGAUCUCGUGUACGUGGUACUCUUCCCUCUGCUGUUGACCGUCGUCCACUGGCCUUCGUUGGUCGACACGUACGGGUGUAUAGCAGGCUACGUCGUGGCGAUCGUUCUACGUCUUUGCGGUGGUGAAAAAGGACUGGGUAUGCCGGCGUUGAUCGAGUAUCCAUUCUUCGACGCGGAGACUCAAUCGCAGAAGUUCCCGUUCCGUACUGGGACGAUGAUCGCGACUCUCCUCGCUCAAUUAAUCACAAGUUUCUUCACGAGGAACCUCCUCGGCAAGGGCUACUUCCCACGAUGCUGCGACGUCCUCAGCGUCUAUUCUCCUGGCAAGUCGAAGGACCAAGGAGUCGUGCAAAGCAGCUCCGGCGCCGCUCUGAUGGACACAUCCUCUGUCAAUAAAUCCACUUCAGGGAUGGACUCGGUCGACGGUAUCGGUACAGGUAGCUACGAAGACGAUCGCACGAUUACUAAUUCACUCGAAGACAUGACUGAAAGAACCGAGCACGUGAACAAUACAAUGACCGGUGAUCCAUACGAAAAAGACUCGUGCAAGAUGAACAACGUGCCGGCGGUUCAAAAAGCUAAUCAGAGCCUGCAGCACCUGCAGACGUUGAGGAAUUCUACAAUCGGUGGCAGACACACGCCUACGCCUAGUCAAUACGCUUCUAUACAAAGUAACGAAGUGUCCAGAGGGCAGAUAUUGGCCGUGAGGAACCUGAGGGGUUCCGUGGGUCAAAUACUACUGCCGACCGGUAACAGUAUAGUGAACGUUCAAACGAAUUCUACGGUGGCCACGCCGGUGACGCCGGGGCCUCACUACGCUAAACCCAUCGAGGGGUCUUUUGCAAACGAGAAGAUGAAGGAAAACGAGAGGCACACAGAAUUUCAAACAGUCCCGGACAACAUGUUGACUACAAUAAAUGCUAAGAAGAACGUGAAAGGUGUGAAGCUAGUCGGUAUGGAGGGUGGCACUCUGAGAAGACCGUCGCUGCAGGGCACGUUUUCACCGACUCCAUCGGUGGAGCUCGUGCACAUCUUGGACAGGAGACAAAGCAGCGGUUCUUAUGGACCCGGAUCUUUGUCCCCUGUUCCUAUGGGAGUCGAGGCGUGUAAGACUCACGGGACCGCGUUAGAGGGUCAAGGUGGAAACGAGAAUUGCAGGAUCAAGAGGGGCAUCGUCAGGCAUCACAGUUUCAACGACACGGGGGACAGAGCACUGACCACCCUGGCCAGGCAACCGAUGUACCCUUCGAUGCCCCUACGACCCGAGGACUGUCGCAUGACCCUCGUGAAGAAAGACAGGAGAACCUCGACGAUCGCUCGGCACGGUUCUGUGACGACCGAGAAGGAACUGAGCGGUUGUACCACCGGGUUGGUGGUCUGCAGUCCUACUUACAACAUGUACAGCUCGGCAGUGAAGAACUCCAAUUACUUCGUCACCGACGACGAGGCAGUUAGCAGGUUUUAAAAAGCUUAGCAGUUUCAUACCGACGACCUAAUUAUUAACAAUGACAGACUUGAAUCGUUCGGACGAUUGUUUAUACAGAGUCUGAUUCGUUUAAUCAUUUGGUAACACGAAACUGCUGAGUUUUAAGGAUUUAAAUAAGGACAAUCGAAUCAUCCGUCGGUCCAUUCUUUUCUCCCCACGAGUACAACUCGACCACUGCCCGAUCUUUCUUAGGGAAACGUUUUUCUAUCGGAGAUUCCUGGACCAGUUCGCUUCUCGAAACGAUCCUCUUGGUUCUGGAAUUGCCAAGGUUUUAGUUAGACUCGAAACUCGUAGGCAUUAGAUAAACAUAAACGCAGUCAAACCUUGUAAAAUAAUCUAGCUAAUUGGAAAAGUUUCUAAAGAUGACUCAAGCCUGUCGUACUUAAAUUCUCAGAUUUCUAAAAUAACCACCUUUCGACUUUACUCUUUACUACAAACGUUCGCAUUUUUAAGAAGUUUACUAUAAAAAGUCAAGAGAUAUUUUUGAAACUGAAUAUUCGACAAAAACAUUUUUUAAGCAAGUAUAAACGAAAUUGGAACAGAAGAACUUUGGGCAGCAAACAUUACAAUUAGAGUUCCAAACGCAAUAAUAGAAUUAACGUAAACGUUUUGGCUACCGGAUUAAAACUGUAUCUUCCUGAAUCUGUUCGUCCUCCCUACUUGGAGUCAAGCAUCAAAACGACCUUUGCCCGCGUCUUUAAGAGCUGAGAGUAUUUUUGGUACGACGAGGAAACUUCGUGGAAGAAUACGGUUCUAGUCGUUUUCUAAAUAGUACUUAGCCACCCAUUACAGACUGAUUCGAGAACUAGAGGACCCAAUUUCAAGUUAAGUUUUAUAUACAAAACGAAAAAAAAUCGAAGGGACAGUCAUCUUUUUUCCAUAUAACAUCGUGUAGAUAAAUCGAGGACCCUUGGCCAGUUCGCGUAUAAACGCACCAUUAAAUAAUUAAGGAUUAAUUAAAAAAGAAACUAGAUUUUAGCUGAUGAGAAUUGAUGCACCAGUUUUAAAGUCCAGAAAGAAAUGAAGAGUGAGAAAUGAAAAGCAGCAGCAGCAUCAACUUUGUUAUGGGGUCUCAGAUUCGUUUCCUGUUCGAGGAUAUCCAUUCUGAAUCCAAAUCUGUUUCACUGAAUCUGUGUUUUAAAUAAUUCAUUUUCAGUCAAACGGAUGUGUGAUUAAAAUAAAUUCUAACAAAAGUUGGAACUCACGUUUGGGAAACAGGAAUUAUUUCCCUGGACUGGAAACGUUUCAUUGGACUAGCUAAAGUGAAAAGGUUUGCUCAACCUGGCUCUCGAGGUUAGGCUGCUGGAUAUAGAACGUCCAAUCUAUUGCAAAUGAAAAUAUUCCGACGACGAAAAAUAAUAACGAUAUUUUUCCACCGAUUAUACGAUUAGGUCUCGUAGGGUUAAUUAAUACAAUUGUAAAACGGUAGUUGUACGAUAUAUACACGCACACACGCAGACACAACGUACGGAGGUAAUUCUCAACGUUAAUUCAUAGAGAAUCACGAUUUAUAGGUGAUACCUCCGUUGGCUCAAUAAUUUAUAGUGAAACAGUAGAUAAACACACGUUUCUAACCUAUUAAAUAAUACACUCACGUUCUACUAUUUUUCUUACGAAACGUUCUCAUCAUCGGUGAUAAUUCAUCUCAUUUUUCUUAUCAAAUGAAACAUUUUACAUUCGGUUUUCAAUAGAGAAAUAAUUCAUUUAAUUUACAGUUCAUGAUCAGUUCUAAUUGAGAUUCUAAAUAGGGAAGUAGUACAAGUCGACCGCUGGUCAGACGCUGAGCAAAAACUGUACCUAAUGACAAACUUCAAGCUUUUAACUUUACCAAAUUAAAAAUUCUGUCUGAAAUCUCAAUUAGAAUUUUGUAUCACUUCGUCAAAUGUUCCCUAUUUAUUUGUCACACGUACAUUAAACGAAAACCGUUCUAAGGAAUCGGUAAAUAGGGGUAAACGUCGAAGACCUAUAUCAGUAUUAUUAAAACAUACGCAAAAGGAUUCGAUUUGAAUUAAAAAUCGAUUCCUGGAGGACGACCAGCCUCGUGAAAGACCAACGCGGUCUUUCAUAACGAUACUUAAUUGUUACAGUAGGAUUAUUCAUAGUUACUGCUUCCAUUAUGUAUUCACAAUUUUCCAAUAAUUUUAUGCAUCCGAAUUAUUCUACAAUUUCCACAGCAAUUGCCAUAACCAGAUAGAACGAAUUAACGAUAAUUUUUACAGUGCAAGAAAUAUUAAAACAUUCUUUCGUACAUGAAACAAUUCUCGACUUUAAUAAUUUAUUUGUCGGACGUUAAAAGGAAUCUACACUAAUUUCGAUGGGAUCUGUGAAUACAUAAUUGGAACGGAAAAAUAUAGCCUUCCUCUUCCGUUCGAGUAUAACGUAAUCGUAAUGUAACUUUAUAUUACCGUAAUGUACGACGUACGCAGUAUAACACGAGUACGAGAACAGUUCUGUUAGCUUUCGAAUCGAAACACAACGGACGAUUGUGUUGAAACGUGAAUUACGUGCCAAAUUCUAGGUUUAACGAAGGUGUAACGAACGAUUUACACCUCGCGAUAGCGAUAACACGAGCAAUUAUAUUUGUCUUGCCUUAAACGUAAGGACCGUUCAUUACUAUAAGGAGACUCGCGAUUACAUCCGAACCGAGCUAAUUCAUAUGACUUAAUUUCUAAACAAAACGUUCACGCAAGAUUUCGUACGAACGAUUUUUAUUCGCUUGCCGUGCAACUCUUUGAAGCAUCUUCGUAUACAAUAAGAAUAAACACCUGUUUGAGUCUCGCACUUUAAAUUACCAUUACAGGUGGCACAUCUCGCAUAAAACAUCGCAGUUCAAUGAUAUAAUAACGAAACAUGCGUAAAUACCUUGAUUACUUGAUUAUUUGAAGAUUUUCGGCACGCAGCACGACGACGGAGCACCGGCAGCACGAGCGACGCCAUCUUGACUAUGGAAGGAUCCUCCGGUCACGUGAUUCUCGGCUCGGCGACGCCAUCUUGACUAACGAAGGAUCCUCCGGUCACGUGAUCUUCGGUUCGGCGACGCGUGCGCGCGGUUAAUUUGAAUCGAAUUAAAAUUAAUUAUAAUUAAAAUACGAAGAUUAAUGAUUCUCCUCUCGUGUUUAGGUAUUAAAAUUGAUUGAAAUCGGGACAUGCUUCAAAGAGUUAAUUGUACGAACGAACUUUCGUUUACGAACGAUGGAGAAUCUUAAUUAUUGUUCUUUAUUUAAUUUCGAAGAAUUAAUAAAGAACGAAAAGCUCGGAAUGUUAGGAACGUCAGAUUCUAAUUAAUCUUACGAUUAGUAUAAUAAAUAAGCGCCACAGACAUUUCGUCCCCGCAGUGUAAAUUUUACAAGCUGUUGAAAAGAUUUUUAAACGAACGUAGCAGCUGCUCUUUCCAAUUGUUUGUAAGAUUGCCCUGUUACUCUAUUUCUAUCGACGGAGAUCGACAGUCAUUGUAAAAAAGAAGAGAGAAGCUCAAAGUGCCGAAUAAAGGAAAUCAGCAUAAUGUA